UCCCACGAAGAAGAAACGACUUGCGGGUUGGACGCAAAAAAAGCAAAAAAAAAGCAGAGGAGCUACUCCUGUUUACAACAACACAAUGGAGCCAAAAUGGUCAAAUAUCAUCUGCAAGCGUGGUUUAUUGACCGGAUUUACGCUAUGUGUUAUUUUAGGCACUAGCCCUUCGCGGGCGAUCGACAUCUACGCCGAUCCCGAGGUGAUGAUUCAGAACGGCACCCGGGGGAUCCUCCGGUGCACCUUCAAGUCCAGCGAGGUGGUCAGCAGGAAAACCUCUACGACCUGGAGCUUCCAGUCCAGUCAGCCGGACAACGAGUUCUCCAAAGCGCCGAACACGAUUUUCCACUUCUUGGACGGCGAAGGCUUCCCCGGACACGCCGACUUCAAAGACCGCGUGCAGUUUGUCGGGGACAUCAACAAGAGGGACAUGUCCAUAGAGCUGAACCCGGCGCAGUUCAGCGACAACGGGACCUUCUUCUGCGACGUGAAGAACCCCCCCGACGUGACGGGCACGGCGGCGCGGACGGAGCUCCGGGUGGUUGUCAAAGAAUCGCUCCCUCAGAGCAACACGGCCAUCAUCGCGGGGGCGGUGAGCGGCGCUCUGCUGCUGCUCGUCCUCGUCGCCGUGGUCGCCUGCGUCGUCAUGAGGAUGCACUACAGCCGCCACGAGUACGAAGGAUGUUCGUCCUUGGAGAGCGCGAGCUCUCAGGCUCCGAAGCCACGAAAGAAGGCGGAGCCCAGCCUGGAGGUGUCCAGGUCCACCGGCCCCUCGGGUCCACUGCAGGGCCCGGUGAUCUACGCCCAGUUGGACCACUCCGGCAGCAAGCACUCGUUCCACAAGAUGGAGCCGGUGGUCUACGCCGACAUCCGUAAGAACUGAAGAGGAACCGGGGACCAAAAACCAAACAAAAAAACACUCUUAAUAUAAACGCAGUAAAGUAUCAGACCUCUAACAGCUGCUCGGGGGGGGGGGGGGGACAUUUCAACAGGGACAAAACACGGUGCCGUUUCUCUUUCCAUUCAUCGUCUCGUCCUCUUUAAAGCAUGAUGCCGUCGAUGUCUCAACGUGCUUUUAUUGUGAAGGCAAAGAGGAAAAAAAAAAAACCGCAAAGAAAACCUAAACUCUCCGCCUUUACUUGCUUUCCUAGAUGUACAGAUGAUGGUUCUAUUUCUCUCCGUGGAGGUUUGUGCUAACUAACGGUUCUGCGGGCUGUUGCACCAGCUGGAGUUUGAUUUCAAAGUAAACCACUCGUAAUAUAAGUGGAACAAAAACACCCUAUUUCACCGUGAUUUUUAGAUAUUAAACGAAAGGAAACUGUUGUGUGCGCCUUAAACAAAGUCAGUUUUAUUUCUCUUCUAAUAAUGUUUAAACCGGCUGUAGGCAGAAUACAUUAGUAACGCUUUGGCUUUAAUUCACCCUUUUUCAGGUGUGUUCUGUAGCGCUACAGGCUACAUUAGCCGCUACUAGCUUUAGCACCACUUGAAUCUCCUCUCAAACGGUUGCUGGCCCGCCGCUGCAUUGUGGGUAACGUAGGCACGGAAGGGGGGGGGGCUAAAUGUACCUCGUAAAAGCGUUACCCUCGGCCUCCCAAGUUCUCCUCCAACGUCCCGUGAAAGAACCGCCCGUCAUGUCUUUGGAUCAAUACGAGAACCGGUGCAACAGGCUGCCGCGGCCACGCCCCCCAUCCACCACUGACCACGCCCCUCCCCGCCGCUGACCACGCCCCCCCCCCGCCGCUGAUUGUCUUGUUGUGCCUCCGGGACUUUGCAUGCGGUCCCAGCGGCGUCGGGCCCGCGAGAGCUCGCUGUGAAUGCUUCUGGUUCCUCUGCAGAGUUCUGGCAUGUUGAUGUGGUGCCGAUGUCACUCCCGUUUAGAUUUUCACCUCAGUGGAACAUCUGCUUCAACCAGGGGUUUUAAUUUGUGCUUUUAUGUGCAAAUUCUUAAACGUUCAACUGAGGUGAAACAUCUUCUCUGUAAGCUGGGAGCUCAAUGUUUGAACAAUACUGAUAAACACACUGUUUGCAUGUAAUUUACUAACAUAACAGCCAUUAUUAUGGAAAUAUCCAUCUUUUUUCAUCUUUGUAUGAUUUUAAAGCUUUUUUUU
Messenger RNA from Pungitius pungitius (ninespine stickleback), 2108 nucleotides. RefSeq names its product myelin protein zero-like 1 like (gene mpzl1l). Gene Ontology annotation, cellular component: cell surface; focal adhesion; plasma membrane. The record is from RefSeq and is a predicted model, not a curated record. The transcript has 6 exons. Bases 86 to 883 code for a protein of 265 amino acids. NCBI's taxonomy places the organism in Eukaryota, Metazoa, Chordata, Actinopteri, Perciformes, Gasterosteidae.